AUGCCUACAGGAAUCAACUGUGCAGGGAAUAAAUGUUAUAGACUGACUGCAGUUUGUCUACUGCUGACUGCAGUCACAGUGCUGUGGAUCAAAGUCACCAUCCUAACUACAAACACCAACCAACUACAGACCAGUUACAACACCCUGAUUAUAGAGAGAGACCAAGACCAGUUACAGACCAGAUACAACACCCUGACUAUAGAAAGAGACCAGUUACAGACCAGAUACAACACCCUGACUAUAGAAAGAGACCAGUUACAGACCAGAUACAACACCUUGACAAUAGAGAGAGACCAGUUACAGACCAGAUACAACACCCUGACUAUAGAGAGAGACCAAGACCAGUUACAGACCAGAUACAACACCCUGACUAUAGAAAGAGACCAGUUACAGACCAGAUACAACACCCUGACUAUAGAAAGAGACCAGUUACAGACCAGAUACAACACCUUGACAAUAGAGAGAGACCAGUUACAGACCAGAUACAACACCCUGACUAUAGAGAGAGACCAGUUACAGACCAGAUACAGUACAACACUUUGA
Messenger RNA from Neoarius graeffei (lesser salmon catfish), 543 nucleotides. Its product is annotated as centrosomal protein of 135 kDa-like. The coding region runs from base 1 to 543 and encodes 180 amino acids. The record is from RefSeq and is a predicted model, not a curated record. The transcript is spliced from 4 exons. Lineage: Eukaryota; Metazoa; Chordata; Actinopteri; Siluriformes; Ariidae.